This is a messenger RNA of Drosophila rhopaloa, 886 nucleotides long. RefSeq names its product probable chitinase 10. Gene Ontology annotation, cellular component: extracellular region. The transcript is spliced from 2 exons. Gene Ontology annotation, molecular function: chitin binding. The coding region runs from base 24 to 851 and encodes 275 amino acids. NCBI's taxonomy places the organism in Eukaryota, Metazoa, Arthropoda, Insecta, Diptera, Drosophilidae. The record is from RefSeq and is a predicted model, not a curated record.
UUUACUGGAGUCUGACACGAAAGAUGAAGCUUAAUACGGGAUUAUAUUUAAUGAUAAGCUGUGUGCUUGGCUCAGCCCAGAGAAAUUUGAAGCUAUGGAAACCCACAAAUUCGGUGACCAUUCGACAGAGUGGAGGGGGCUUUUGUGCCAAUCACGUGGCUGGUGACUUCGUGGAGCACGCGGAGGACUGUCACAUGUUUUACCUGUGCGUCGAGAACGGAGAUGCUGUCCUGGCCUCCUGUCCACCAACCAUGCUCUUCAACUCGGAAAGCCGACUUUGCGAUGCGGCGGGAAAUGUGAAAUGCAGAAACGGCACGGAUACCAGUAUGGAGAAUACUUCCCCCGAAGGUGGGGAUGGUGAUCUGAACAACAUGGUCACUGAUGCAGCCACCUACUGCUCCACUUUGAUGGAACAGCAGUCCAGCGAACGGAUUGUUUAUGUGGGAAGUUCUAGCAGCUGCAGCAAAUAUUACAUCUGCUACUAUGGACAGGCGAUACUGCAGGAGUGCAGCUCCCAACUGCAUUGGAAUGCAGUGACUGGCAAAUGCGAUGUUCCCGACAGGGCACAGUGCACUCUGGGCGGUCGGGAUGAUGACCUGCCCUCCGGUGGGAGUUCCAGCUUUCAGCCGGGCGGAUCCAUUUCGAGUGAUCUCAUCCACUGUCCGCCCUACGGACAGCAUUUGUACCCGCAUAUGCAGCGCUGCGAGUUCUUCAUCUACUGCGUGAAGGGACACGCCAGUCUGCAGCAAUGUCCCUUCUACUAUUUCUUCGACAUUGCCACCAAGAGUUGUCAAUGGUCGCGAACGGCGCUGUGUGUCCGCGAUUUGAAUUUGGCGCCACUAAUAAAAUAGAAACUAUACUUUAACUCAUUGGUAAGCACUUAUUU